UUCACUUUCAACCAACAGCACUCGAUUCGCAUCUUCACCAUGGCCAAUAUCACCCAUCUAAGCAACACCACUGUCUCCAACAACAUAUUGAAAAAAUACAAAAUAGUCUUUUUGGGCGAGCAAGGUGUGGGCAAAACGUCGUUGAUUACCAGAUUUAUGUAUGAUACCUUUGAUUCUCAGUAUGCUGCCACAAUAGGGAUCGACUUCCUAUCCAAGACAAUGUAUCUUGAUGACAAAACCAUUCGUCUACAGCUAUGGGACACUGCUGGACAAGAGAGAUUUAGAUCCUUGAUCCCUUCCUAUAUCAGAGACUCCAAUGUUGCUGUGGUGGUCUACGAUAUAUCUCUGAAAUCAAGUUUUGAUUCAAUUGACAAAUGGGUCGAAGACGUCAAACUAGAAAGAGGCCCAAACGUUCUCAUUACUAUUGUUGGAAACAAAAACGAUCUAGUUGAUAAAAGACAAGUCUCUCAAGACGAAGCUGAACAAAAGGCUAAAAAAUUAGGUGCCAAAAUCUUUCUUGAGACAAGUUCUAAAGCUGGCUAUAACGUUAAACCUCUAUUCAGAAAAAUUGCUCAGCUAUUGCCCGAUUUUGAGAACAGCAAGUCUAAUGAUGAUGAUAAUAAUGAUAAUCCUGAACUAAUCGAUAUAUCAAUUGAAAAUAAUACCACCACUGAACAGAACUCAUGCCAAUGUUAAUAAUAUUUCAAACUUAUUAUAUCUCAUUCCAUCUUAUUUUUAAUUUUUUCAAUUUUUGGGCCUAACUGUUUAUUUUUUUUUCCUUCUUUUCUCUCUCACCUUCUUUUUUUUUGCCUUUAUUUCCAAUUGGAGAAGUUAGUUUUUAUUUAUCUUUUGUUUGAUUAUAAUUGUAUGUUUUGUUCCUUUCUUUUAUUUUUCUUUUCCAUUACUUUCUCAUUCCGGUUGAUUCAUUUAAAUACAUAAUUAUUAAUGUUCUCACUACUAUAGUCUUUUUUAUUUUUUUUAUUUUCAUUUGUUAUUUAUAUUUGUCAAUGAAACUAAAAAAUGUGAGCAUUAAUUGAAUGCAAGAAUAAAAACAAAAUUAAACCAUACACAAAAUAAAAUUAAAAUUAAAAUUAAAAAAAAAUUAAUAAAACAAACCAAUUAAUAAACAAUAUAAUAUAUAUUUAUAUAUACAUAUAUACAUGUGCUUUCCGC
This is a messenger RNA of Ascoidea rubescens DSM 1968, 1173 nucleotides long. It is a transcript of the gene YPT6, whose product is annotated as Rab family GTPase YPT6. Gene Ontology annotation, molecular function: GTP binding; GTPase activity. The record is from RefSeq and is a predicted model, not a curated record. NCBI's taxonomy places the organism in Eukaryota, Fungi, Ascomycota, Saccharomycetes, Ascoideales, Ascoideaceae. The transcript has a single exon. Bases 40 to 696 code for a protein of 218 amino acids.